UGCCGUGCAGGAGGGCUCACCCAGCAGACGCUUUUGAACAGGACACGUUGGGCAGCCCCCACCAAUGCCCCUUCCCUGGGCCUGAGGAUGGCCAUGGAGCUGAGAGCCCUCCUCCUGCUGCCACUCUGCUUCCCAGGUCUCCACAGCCAAGCAGUGGAGGUGAACCAGCAGGAAGGAAGCUCUCUCUUCAUCAGAUGCUUUUACAAACCACAGACUGACUACGUGUCACAGAAGGCCUGGUGCCAUGUAAGAAGUGGACAAUGUGAACCCUUAGUGACGACAACCUACGACCCACAAUACCUACACUGGGACACAAAGGGGAAAGCUGGAAUACAAGAUGACUUUAUGAAUGGGAUCGUGUCGAUCUCGAUGAGUAACCUCCAGGUAGAGGACUCAGGCACGUACUCCUGUGCUUCUACAUCCGAUGGUUACACGUUUUAUUCACUGAAGACCAUCUCACUGAAUGUUUUCAAGGAGCUGCACAAAGGGGAGCUGGACAGCCUGUCUGUGCAGUGCCUGUACGGAACCCUGGGGUACAGCACGGGGAGAAAAGUCUGGUGUCGAAUAGAUAAGUCUAACUGUAUCAAUUGGUUGAGGGCAAAUUACCCUUCAACACAGACUAACAGCAAAGCCCUGGAAAAAAGAAUCUUGAUAGAGGAAGACACCCAGAAAGAGAUUGUCACCAUGACCAUGAAGAAGCUGCAGACCAGGGACAACGGUGUGUACUGGUGUGCGCUCAUCAGAGACUCUUACAUCACCCGGAUAAUGGAGGUCAAGCUCUCCGUGUUCAAGAGGACACAACAAUACACAGCCAUGGAGUCAGGCAAUGUCUCUGUCCAGUGUAACUACAACACCGCAGACUACGGGGCUGUGAGCAAAGCCUGGUGCAGACAGGGAGCAAGGAAUGCCUGUACCAUACUGUACAAUAUGGACACAGAGCCCUUGGGGUACCUCAAGAAAGUUAAGGAAGGCAGAGUCAGCAUGCAGGAUGACACCAGGCUGGGGAUUGUCACCAUCACCAUGGAGAAGCUGCAGGCCCAGGACUCUGGCAUGUACUGGUGUGCACUUUAUGAACGCCAGAAGCUCUUCCGAAUGGUGGAGGUUACACUUAACAUUUCUGAGGUAAUAGCUGUAACAACUUUGUCAAGUGCUGCAGGCACAAGCCAAGCAACUCCUGGAAAUGCUACAGCACCAAGCUCAAAUGUAAACACCUAUGUCCUGCUCUCUGGGAUCCUGAGCAUCCUGUUCAUCCUGGCGAUUGUCAUCUCAGUAACACUGUGCAUCAGGCAGCCCAAGCAGCUGGAGAGAAGAGGCAACAGACAAGCAGACCACAUCUAUGAAAAACCAGUGGACAUGACACAGCUUGACAGCACUGAAAGAAUGGAAAGUCCCAAGGAUGAAAGCAAAGACCUAGAAUAUGUUACCCUGAACUUUAAAUCCCAACUCAGCCCUGAGGAUCCUCUUUACUGUAAUGUGAAUCCCAGUCAGACUCACAGGAAACCCCGAGAUGAAAGUGUGGAAUAUGCUACCAUUGCACUCAAGCAGACACCUACAAAUGGCAAAGGAUGAAGCACAGAGUCCCAAAACAAUCCCCAAAUGGGAGACAAGAACUGGAAUACAAAGUGGGAAUGAGGAGUAGAAGGUGUGUGGAUGGACACUGGGGAAAGCUCUGAGUUUUUGCUGCCCAUGUGUAUGUUGUUAUGCAUUUUGAGACAACUCCCUCCUAUUAGGGGCCAGCAGAGAAUUUUGCCAGGGUGAAGAUUUUCUUGGGGCAGACAGAGGUGCUGGGAAAUUCUCAGGACCUCUUCCAUGUCUGCUUUCUUAAUUCCAUUAAAAUGCAAGCACUUUUGGAGAGGCAGGUGUGGAGGACUGACCUUUAGAAAAAGAGCAAUAUCCAUCAGGACAAGGAUGGAUCUGGUAUUGCAACUGCAUUCACUGGGAGAAAGUCUAUCCCACUCCAAAGUCCUCAGUCUUUCAGCAAACUCAUUCCAGUGCUGUAGGGAUGCAACUCUUAACAAUCCUGAGACUGGGUUCAUUUGCCAUCUAAUGGGUGAGGAAAUGAACAAUGGCUUAUAAGAAUAAGCAGAAGCAGACUCUAUUUGAGGGGAAAUAGCUUGAGGGUGUAUUGCAACACACUGAGAUGCUGCAUUGCAAACCUUGCAAACUAAGGAUCUGUUGUACCAGAAGGUCUUGUAGCUGCAAAACAAUGGUGCAUAGAAGUGAUACAUGGACUUUUAGAGAGUGCAAAUUUCCCUAUAGCCUAAAUAUACCAGUUUGGUUAGGGAAGAGGCUUUCCAACUAGCCUAAAUGAUUAGCUUUAGAUCAAGAAAUAGAAGGUGCACACUGGAGUUUAGGGGGUAAGAAGGAAUGAAGGGGGUGACAUCCUCAAUGUUGUUACUAAACACAUGAAGGAAAAGAUGAUCAUCGGGAGGAGUCUAUAUGGAUUCACCAAGGGGAAAUUCUGCUUGACCAACCUGAUGCCUUCUACAAGGGCAUAACUGGCUGGCUAGAUGAAGGGAGAGCAGGGGAUGUCAUCUACCUUGACUUCAGCAGGGCUUUUAAUAUUCUCUCAUCAUCAGAAAGCUCAGGCAGUGUGGCUGGGAUGAGUGGAUAGUGAGGUGGAUGGAGAGCUGGCUGAAUGACAGAGCCCAGAGGGGGGUGAUCAGUGGCACAGAAUGGAGCUGGAGGUCUGUGGCCAGUGGAGUUCCACAGGGAUGGGUUCUGGGGCCAGUCUUGUUCAACAUCUUCAUCAACCACCUGAAUGAGGCCUAAUCUAGGUGGACCUGCUUUGGCAGGGGAGUUGGUCUAGACGAUCUCUAAAGGUUCCUUCAACCCUUCAUUCUGUGGUUCUGUGACAUUAGUAAAUGUCCCUUUACAGUGUGCAGAGAGCUGUGGGAUGGAUUCAGUGUGGUUGCUGUGGAUUACACUAGUGAGUCUCCAACACUACACCCCUUGGACAACUCAAGUUAUUUCCAAGCUUGAGGGAUGAAUUCUCUGUCAGGGUCAUCCACAGCCACAGCAUAUGUAUGCAGACUCUGAGGCCUGUACAUUAAAAACAGAAUGAAGCAGCAUCUGAAAUCUGAAGUUAAAGGCAUAGCUUCUCAUGUGUCACUUGUCUCAUCCUUUCACCAACUCCUAACUAAAGGCCCUUACUUUGUUGAACAUUUUCUAGCAGGCCUGCUGUCUUACACCCUCUGUUCUCCAAGAACACACAAACUGGCUGCUUAAACUGAGGCAGUGUGGAAUCAAGACAAGAAAGGAGAAGCAAAAAUGAGUCUUUCUGUACAGACAGUAGCACAGAGCAAGAAACUGACAAGCUGUGCAAAGAACUUGCAGGAAGUAUGACACAGACAACAGAGGAAGAAGGAUAAGGGGGCUGAUCUCAACGUGAGAUGAUGUAACAGGAGGGAAAUGGUAAUGAAAAGUGGCUUAUUUACAGGUCUAAAUGUCCAAGUCAGACAUGCAAUAUACUUCUAGAUCUCCAGUGCAGUUCUGAUGCAGGCUGGCAACUUCCAACAGCUGACACAGGAACACUAGACUGGCUGGGACCUCAUGAAUCCUUGCUGUCCUGAAUAGUCACACAAUCAAAGAAUGGUGGGGGUUGGAAGGGACCUUUAGAGCUCAUCCAGUCCAACCCCCCUGCAGAAGCAGCUCCACCUAGAUCAGGUCACACAGGAAUGUGUGCAGGUGGGUUUUGAAGACCUGCAAGGAAGGAGCCUCCACACCCUCCCUGGGCAGCCUGGGCCAGGGCUCCCUCACUGAAACAGGGAAAGAGUUUGUUCCUGAUUUUUAAAUAGAACUUUUUGUGUUCCAGCUUCAUCCCAUCACCCCUUGUCCUGUUGCUGGAUACCACAGAAACAAAUGCUGCCCCAAACUGCUGACACCCACCAUUCAGAUAUUUGUAACUAUUAAUAAGAUCCACCCUCAGUCUCCUAUUUUAAUCACAUCAUAAUCUAUCAAACAUAUUUUUCCAAGGCACUUGGUCUCUUGCCUUCAUUAUUAUGAGGCAUCUUUGCAGGACUCACUAUGAAGCUCAUCUCAGCUGUAGCUCUGUUCUUUUGCAGCACUGUGCUGUACAGCACUGUUGGCCAGUGCAGCUGGUUCUCUGGCAGGUGUCUGUCAGCCCAAUACAAACCAGCAUCCCUACUCCCCACACUUUUUAUU
Messenger RNA from Colius striatus (speckled mousebird), 4164 nucleotides. RefSeq names its product polymeric immunoglobulin receptor. Gene Ontology annotation, cellular component: cell surface. NCBI's taxonomy places the organism in Eukaryota, Metazoa, Chordata, Aves, Coliiformes, Coliidae. The record is from RefSeq and is a predicted model, not a curated record. The transcript has 8 exons. Gene Ontology annotation, molecular function: signaling receptor activity. Bases 88 to 1569 code for a protein of 493 amino acids.